AUGCCUCAGUUGACUGAGCCAGCCAAUCUACCUCAACCUCCAUAUAACUCCUCAACAUCCAUCUUUCAAAACACUACCAUCCGCCAGACCAUUCGUGUCACACAACCAGGUCAUGAGAUUCGCUUACGCUUGUCCAACGCAUUCGGCCUUGAAGAUCUUUCAAUUACCAAGGUUGCCAUCAGUCUACCCGUAGACCAGAAGCUCGGAACGAGUGCGAUCCAGCGCAAUACCACGAAGGAUGUUCUCUUCAGUGGUGUCGUGGACACAAUCAUCCCGAAUGGAGGACUAGUCGUUUCAGACCCAAUUGCACUCCCAGUAAAAGUGCAAGAUGCGCUCACUAUCGACAUCUAUUUGCAACAGGGUCAGAGUGGAGGUGCUAUCACCUCCCAUCCAGGAAGUAGAACAACAUCAUGGAUGACCUUGGGUGAUUGGGUCGGAAAGCAGAACCUAACAGAUCCUUCAGUGGAGAGUGUCGAUCAUUGGUAUUUUAUCAGCGCCAUUGAAGCUCUCCUCCCAUCCACGAGUCACAGCUGUGCAAUCAUCGGCGACAGUAUCACGGACGGACGAGGAAGCGACACCAACAAGAAUAACCGUUGGCCCGACCUUCUCCUAACCCGCAUGCAACAAACCCCGACAACCAAAUCAAUCGCUCUUCUAAACCAAGCAGCAGGAGGAAACAGAAUCCUUGCAGAUGGGCUCGGUCCAAACGUGAUCAGUCGCAUUGACCGCGACGCCCUAGCUCAGUCCGGCGUCCGAUACGCCAUUGUCUUUGAAGGCGUCAAUGAUAUUGGAGUCGCUGAUGCCGAUCCAGAGGUCCAGAAGAAGAUUGGCGAUAGACUUAUUGUCGCGUAUCAGCAGAUUGUGACUCGUCUCCACGCAUCUAGGAUUCCUGUGUUCGGGGCGACCAUAACUCCCUUUGGAGCGCCGGGUAAUGCUUCUGAUGUACAGCCCUACUCGAAUCCUAUCAGGGAGGACACGCGUCAGAGAAUUAACGAUUGGAUAAGGACAAGUGGUGUGUUUGAUGCUGUUCUGGAUUUUGAUGAGGUGCUUAGGGAUCCUGAGGUACCGGCACAACUUGCGGAUAAGUACGAUUCGGGCGAUUACCUACACCCGAAUGUAGCGGGAUAUCAAGUCCUGGCGGACUAUUUCCCUUUGGACUUAUUUGAGGAAUUCAGAAGCUAGGGCUAGAG
Aspergillus caelatus is the source of this 1190-nucleotide messenger RNA. Its product is annotated as SGNH/GDSL hydrolase family protein. The transcript has 4 exons. The record is from RefSeq and is a predicted model, not a curated record. Lineage: Eukaryota; Fungi; Ascomycota; Eurotiomycetes; Eurotiales; Aspergillaceae. The coding region runs from base 1 to 1182 and encodes 393 amino acids.